Molecule: messenger RNA, 1848 nt
Organism: Aspergillus puulaauensis
Lineage: Eukaryota; Fungi; Ascomycota; Eurotiomycetes; Eurotiales; Aspergillaceae
Product: fungal specific transcription factor domain-containing protein
Exons: 4
Coding region: 1-1848 (615 amino acids)
Source: RefSeq, a predicted model, not a curated record
AUGCGCAGCGUGCCGGAGACAAAAGGCCAGCUCUUUUCCGCGGUCAAAUGUCAUAUGGACGAUAGGGGUUCGCCAUGCCGUCGGUGUGCAAAACAUCGGUUGCAAUGCUUUGUGAGUAAAAACUUGCAGACCAUCAUUGACGAGAAGACCCGAUACACGGAUGCGAUAUUGGAGGAUCUAGAGAAUACGCACUUAGUUCUACGAGAACUGGUUCAAAGGGCUGGCCUGCCAGAACCCAAAGUGCUGCAAACCACGGCCCUUCGCAGGUCGCUGCAGCCAGAUGCCAGCCACGAUAUCAACUACAACCCUAGCGACUGCCAUAUCGACGACAAUGGUCUAUCACGCGACUGCUCUCCUGACUCCGUGGGCGAGGGCUCCCUCCCUCACGCUCCUAUGCAGUCUCUAUAUGCUCUGACUAAACUAAAGUCAUUACGAUCCCCAGGUGUACUCGACCAGCAACAAGGCCAGGACGUCAAUGACUUUAUUGGACGUGGCGCAAUUAGCGAAAUCGAGGCAGGGAGACUGUUCACACUGUACCGCGAUGGUCUUGAUGCCUUUAUCUACAACAUCGGUUGUCGUUACCAUUCUCUAGACGAGACGCGGAGGAAGAGCCCUAUCUUGACGGCUGCCAUUCUCACAGUCGCGGCGCUCCACGACCCGCAGUCCGAAGACACCUACACUAUCUGCAAUUCCGAGCUACGCCGCUUGAUAUCCCUAACGAUGUUCGACCGCCGCGUCAGCCGCGAUUACCUCCGCGCCAUGUGCGUCGCAUCGUACUGGCUGAGCGAGCUGUCGUGGCGCAUCUCUGGACACACCAUCCGUCUUGCCUCCGAAUGCGAAUUGCAUGACCAGCACAGACAGGCGGUUAAUAGCCAGAGUCCCGACGCGGCUGAUGGGGCGAGGCUGUGGUUCAUCCUGCGCGUGUGUGAUCAAAGACUGGCGACGCUGUAUGGGCGCCCAGCAAUUGUGCAUGAGGAUUUAUCAAUCCACGAGGUCCAGAGCUUCCUGCAGUCCCCUGUAUCGAAUCACCAGGAUCAACGCUUACUGGGACAAAUAGCCUUGCUGGACAUUUUCAAGAGUAUUCGAGAGCUGUUUGGCUCGGACAGGGACAAGCCCAUCCCUCGAGCCUAUCUCCAUCAGCUUGCACAUUUUAACAGCCAGCUCGACAUCUGGCAUAGACAUUGGGCGGAAUCAGUUUCUGAGCACUACGAGCACAUUGGCGUCUUCCCACGCAAAGCCCUGCAUUUGCAUUGCCAGUUUGCAAAGCUGCAUCUCAACUCCCACGUAUUCCGAGGCCUCCCAGCCGGGCAGCCCAUUCCGCAUUAUUUCCUGGACUGCGCCGCAGCCGCCAUUUCCGCAGCGACAUCCACAAUCAAUUUCAUCCUCAGCGACCCCGACGUCGCCGCGCUGGUCGUCGGCAUGCCGUCCUACUUGCACUGCAUGACCGCCUUUGCGUGUACAUUCCUUGUCAAGGUGGAUCUCAAAUAUGGGAACGACCUUAUCGAGCCAGACCCAGACUACGUCUGGAACCUCACUACGAGCCUUGUACAGCAUUUCCGGUCUGUGCCGGCGGGUAAGUGGCACCUUACGAAACUGAUGGCACCGGGCUUGGAGAGGAUGGCUGCGAUGUUGGAUCCGAGGAAGAGAGCGCCGUUGCAAUCCCUUGUACAGGGCUUUCCUGACAUCGAUGGGCAGUUCUUCUCUGUAGCCCAGGAAUCGGAUUUCAUGGACCGUUUUUCGGGGGUUGGAGAUGGUUAUGAAUUCAAUUACACGAUGAAUGUUGGAUUGCCGCCUCUGCCAUGUGUGGGUAUGGACUCGAGCAUCCAAGAGUUUCCAAGUCUGUGUUAG